This is a messenger RNA of Plectropomus leopardus (leopard coralgrouper), 725 nucleotides long. Lineage: Eukaryota; Metazoa; Chordata; Actinopteri; Perciformes; Serranidae. The record is from RefSeq and is a predicted model, not a curated record.
UUUCAGGAGUGGGCUGUGGAUGCGGUUAUUAUGCCCACACUCCUCCGUCGCUCCGCGCCGAGCUGUCACGCCUCUCCGCUGCAUGGUCCUGCCCGGUGCCGCGCUGACUUGUAGCCGAGUUUGAGUCGCAGCGGCCCGGCGUCUCAAACUCCACCGUCCCCGCCGGUGUGUCUCCUUCUGCUCGCUGAGCCAAAAAUCCUCCAGCUGCUCUCUGGCUCUUUUUUACCCGCUUCAAAGCCGCCAGACCCGCCGUGUACAAGCGGACUACAGAGCUGCUAGAGUGCCGUUGAAGCUACACACGCCGGCUCUUUCUGCUUCUUUUGACGGUAUUUGUGGAAGUCGUUUGUGUUUACCGGGAGAACGGAGGAACCGCAGCACCGGGAAGCAUGAGCGGACGCGGGGACGAGGCUGGGGAGACUUCUGGCUCCCAGGAGCCCGCGGGGGCCGCGGAGCCCCAGAAGAGGAGGCCGGGGAGACCGAGGAAGCCCCCAAAAGAGCCCAGUGGAGAGCCUGUCCCCAAGCGACCGAGGGGCCGCCCCAAAGGAAGUAAGAACAAGGGCCCAUCCAAGGCAGCUCAGAAGAAAGCCGAGGCAACCGGGGAGAAAAGACCUAGGGGGCGACCCAGGAAAUGGCCAGCUCCUCUCUGCCAGAGUUUGGAAGCCAAACUAUUUCGCUACCCUUGGGCUGUCCUGCUGCCCUCCACACAGCUGCCUCUUUGUGUUUGA